Molecule: messenger RNA, 1967 nt
Organism: Panicum virgatum (switchgrass)
Lineage: Eukaryota; Viridiplantae; Streptophyta; Magnoliopsida; Poales; Poaceae
Exons: 2
Coding region: 145-1533 (462 amino acids)
Source: RefSeq, a predicted model, not a curated record
UCCUGGACCUCUCCUCUUCCCCCUUUCUCACUUCCGCCCCCUCGGCGCCCGCGCCCGACGGCUCGGCCUCCGCGCCGACCGCUCGGCCGCCGCGCCUCUCCCUCUUCCUGCGCCCGGGCCGCGCGCUCUCCAGCUGCUGCGCCCAUGGCUGUCCCCGAGGACGGCUCCUCCAGCUCUAGCGCCGCGACUGCGACCACCGCGGCCAAGCUCUGCGAUGAGGCCCUCGCCGCCGCCAAGCUCCUGGAAGAUGAAGCCGCCUCCCUGCGCUCGACGAAUGCUGAGCGCGGUCAGCAACUCCAGGAGGACGCUGACCUCCUCAAAUCCGCCGCCGCCGCCCAGGAGCGCGUCCGCGGCGGCGCGGACGCUCUCGAACAAGAGCACGCCCAGGCCCUCAACCAGGAGCAGCGGGCCGCUGCUCUCCGGGUUCGUCACCGCUCGACCGGCCCCCGCGACGACGAGCCCCGCAACGAUGACUUCCCGGACGACGACGACCACUCCCUCACCUCCGACGCCGCGGCCGUUGCUCGGCUUCACAGCCAAGCUGCCGCCGAUCCGGAAUCUAAUUCCGAUUGCUCUGGACCUUCAGGCCUCCAACUACUCGAAGUGGCGCGGCUACGUCCUCCUCAUCCUCGGCCGCUUCGCCCUGCAGGACCAUGUCCUCGGCGACGCACCUCACCUCCCCGACCCGGCCUGGUCACGCAUAGAUUGCGUGGUCGUGUCCUGGCUCUUCAACACCAUCUCCACCGACUUGCUGGACAUCAUCCACAGCCGCGACGGCGUCUCUGCCCGGGCUGCCUGGCUCGGCCUCGAGGAGCAAUUCCUCAACAAUCGGGAAUCUCGCGCCUGAUUCUCGACGCAGAGUUUUGCACUCUCUCCCAGGGUGCGCUCUCCGUCAACGACUAUUGCCGCAAGAUGAAGAACAUGGCCGACGCUCUUGCCGAUCUUGGCGAACCCGUUCAGGACUGCACUUUGGUGCUCAACGUCCUGCGUGACCUCAACGAACGCUUCCACUUCAUGUCGCAGUUCAUCCCUCGCCAGAGGCCGUUCCCGUCCUUCGCCGACGUCCGCGCCGACCUCCGCCUCACCGAGCUCAGCAUCGGCGCUUGUCGUCUCCUCGUCCAGCAAGCCGCCUGCCCCCUCCCCACCACCUGGGUCCGGCUCCCCCCGUCCUUCCCAGGCCGCCGGGGGCUCCUCUGGCGGCGGCGGCCAUGGCGGCUCCACUGGUGGACCAAACGGAGGUCCUCAGUGGCCUUCCAUCUUCAAUCCGUGGACUGGGUCCAUCCACAUGUGGCCCGGCUCCACCUCCGACGGACCCCGAGGGCCACCUCCUCGCCCCGGCCCGCCGCCGCCGUCGCCACAACACGUCCUGAUGGCCGGCGCGCCUCCGGCGUUCUACGCGCCACCACCGGCUCCAGGGGCGUUCUACCAGGUGCCCCCUCCUGCGCCGUCCCCGUGGGACCCCCAUUCCCUCGCCAACGCCUUCAGCACCGUCUCCCUCACUCCGCCGCCGUCCUCCUCGGAUUGGGUGAUUGACUCGGGCGCCUCCUCUCACAUUGCCUCCAAUUCUGGAUCUCCGCACCAGGACCCCUCUUCUUCGAUGUGAUGGCUCCGGACCCCUGUACACUCUGCAGCUUCCGUCGACACCAUCCAGCCCCUGCGUUUGUUAGAUAUAUAAACUUGUGUUCUGCUCAUUUAUUGUUUUAUCACGUUACUUGUUUUAGCGUGAGCUCAGCUGGUGGCUUAUCCAUAGCUGAGCGCGUCCGGCUGGAGACGUGCUCGUUCACGUCGCGGCCAUGGCGCGCGGCACGAUCUGGCGUGCGGGAUGGCGCACGCAUUUAGCGGAUCAUGACGCGCGCAUGCAGGAGCUGAAGACCAAGCCUUGUCUUUCUUUCUUUUGUCAGUUGUAAUCGCUACAAAUAAGAGAAUGAAAAACCAGAAAAGGCUGCAAGUUGUUCGCAGCGCCAAAA